AUGACGGGGUACUACUCCGUGGCAGUAGGAAUGCUUUUUGUGAUCGCUGGGUUCUUUGGACUGUUUGCGUCGGGAUGGCGAGGAUACACGUCGUCCCUUCUCUUUGCUGCCGUCAUCACAUUAGCUAGCAUAGCAGCGGUCGGGUUGAAUGUUGUUGGGUUAUUGUUACCACAGUACACCUUCUUGUUAGACGAAAAGGAAGACGCGCUCGACCUCUUUGGGUUCAGCCUCGAGCCAAGCAACAUAUGGUUUGGGGUGGGCAUGUUCUAUCUGACAAUCGUCUACAUCCCCCUUGUGAGUAUUGCAAUUUGCAACGCGUGCACAAUCAGCAAAGUGAUUGAACGCAACCAAAGAAGAAUCAAAAAGAUGGAGGAUAAAAAGAAGAGAAAGGACGGCUUCUUUGUGUACAGGGGAAACACUCUCAAAAACAGAAUUAGACCCGAGGAAUUUGGGAAAAUCAGAGAAGAACUUAACAAGGCUGUACACGCAGCACAGCCUUGCUCGCCAGUCAAAGACGUCAAAAUUGAGGUGGAGUAA
This is a messenger RNA of Entamoeba invadens IP1, 537 nucleotides long. RefSeq lists its product as hypothetical. The record is from RefSeq and is a predicted model, not a curated record. Bases 1 to 537 code for a protein of 178 amino acids. The transcript has a single exon. NCBI's taxonomy places the organism in Eukaryota, Evosea, Mastigamoebida, Endamoebidae.